CUUCGCUGAAAGUAAUACACACACCUGCGCUGCGCUCUGACAAGAAACCAACGACAACGGCAACGACGUCAACGUAGAGACGCGACACAGUUUGUUCUCUCGCUCUCUGCGCGUGUUUUGCGCUCUCUCGAACAUCAUCUCUUCUACCGAUUUGUGUGCUCUCAGUUCGUUGCACGAUCGACGCGACGCUCUAAAGUUAUUUUGAACGCACACACAUAAUUUGUGUUACAUGCAACGCGCGUCAGUUGCAAAUGAGGCGCCGCUUAAAUAAUUACGCUAAACGGACAAAACGCAUAAUAAACCAUUUAUAAUUCGUCACGUUACGUUAAGUUACGUUAAAUUAUAAAUAGUGGUAUCAUCAAUUAAAUCGUGAAUAGUUCCGCUCGCCAUCGACCGGAACAGACGCUGUGCAAAAUUAUGCGCGUUUUUGUAUAUUUCAAAAUCAAAACCAUAUUCGCCUUUCCAACCACAAAAAGAACGCAUUUCUGAUAAAGAGCGAAUUUCGCUUUGAGUGUGAUUUCAAUAACAACAACAAAAAAAAAAAGAAAGAGAAGAGUGUGUUUGUGUGUUGGCAAAUAUCAACAAACAGCAGCGCAACAACAUCAUUAAAUAUCCGCUUGGCAAUUCCCAUACUUAACCCAGCAACACCAGAUCCAGCGAUAACGUCACCCCAAGGGGAACCCAGUAUUAUAAAAUCCAACAAAAUAAAAAAAAAAGAAAACAGUGCUCGAAUCUUUUGUUUCUAAAUACAAAUAUCAAUUAUUAUAAUUGUAAUUCGUUCUGUGCUGUGUUGGUGUUUUUGCUGCUCAACGUCAAGGUUGUAACAGGAACGGGGAGCGAAGAGCUUACAGCUGAGAGCUUUUUAGUAUUUUUUUUUGCCAGUCGCUCGACCGAGGAGGAGCUGUCAUUCGUCAGCAUACAAAACACACACUCGCAUACAUACGUAUAGAAACACAUACUGUGAGAUAUAUAAACAUAUUUCGUCUUUGUAUUGCUGUCGCCUCUGUUGCUGCUGCUGCUGCUGCUGCCGUCCGUUACAUUUUAGUCGCCGCCGCGUCAGCGACGCCGCGUGUUGUCGCCGCGUUUUCGCCGACCUCAAAAAACUACUACAACAAAAAAAUCAAAUAAAAUAAAACUAAAUAAAAAACAUUCACAUCGAUACAGUUUAGUGUUGUAUAACGCACGCGCGUGUAUUGAAUUUAAAUCAUCUUUUGACAACAAUUUGCACGCAUUUCCAAGAUGAAGCGACUGAUGACCUGGGAACGGGAUCUUGUCGAUGCGAUGUACGAGUAUCGACAGACGAGAUUCAGUUCACGGCGUGUACGGAAACGUGUGGUAUUCAAGCAUGGCGAAUGCAACGUGGUGCAAGGCAACGUGGCGAAGCGACGACGUCGUUAUCUGCAGCAUCUCUAUCGUUUGUGGCAGGACAUCUUCACCACACUGGUGGACGCACAGUGGCGCUGGACGCUGCUCGUCUUUGCCGCCAGCUUUGUCAUCUCGUGGGCCUUCUUCGCCCUUAUCUGGUGGACGAUAGCCUACGCCCACAACGAUCUGGAGUAUAUACAUCUGCGCAACACACAACCCGAACUCAUUGUCAACAUGACGCACGUGGAAUGCGUGAAGGAAGUCAAGGGUAUGAUGACCGCUUUCCUCUACUCCGUGGAGACGCAGACCACCAUUGGCUACGGCAAUCGCUAUGUGACCGAAGAGUGUCCUGAGGCCAUAUUCACCAUGUGCAUUCAGUGCAUCACGGGCGUCUUCAUCCAAGCCUUCAUGGUGGGCAUUGUGUUUGCCAAGCUGUCGCGUCCCAAGAAACGCGCCCAGACGCUGCUCUUCUCCAGGAAUGCGGUGAUCUGCCAUCGCGAUGGUACGCCAUGCCUGAUGUUCCGCGUCGGUGAUAUGCGGAAGUCGCACAUCAUUGAGGCGCAUGUGAGGGCGCAGGUGAUACGCAAGAAGGUGACGAAGGAGGGUGAGGUGUUGCCCUUCUAUCAGCAGGAGUUGCAUGUGGGCGCUGAUGGUGGCGAGGAUCGUUUGAUGUUCAUCUGGCCCACGACCAUCGUGCAUAAGAUCGAUCGGAAUAGUCCGCUCUAUAUGCUGUCCGCAUCGGAUAUGCUCAAGGAGCGUUUCGAGGUGGUUGUCAUGCUGGAGGGUGUCAUUGAGUCCACGGGCAUGACGACGCAGGCGCGUAGCAGUUAUUUGCCCUCGGAGAUUCUGUGGGGUCAUCGCUUUGUGAAUGUGGUGUCGUUCCGCAAGGAGACCGGCGAGUAUGAGGUGGACUACACGCUGUUCAACAACACCUACGACGUGGAUACGCCUUUGUGCAGUGCCAAGCAGCUGGACGAGGUCAAGUCCGAGUACACCAGAAGCACCAAGAGUGGGUUAGUUCCCUUUGCGGAUCGCACGCUCUCGGCGGCCAGCAUGUUACAGCGCAUUGCGUCGGCUGCUUCUGUGGAUCAUCUGGAUCCGGCUAGCGACGAGUCUCUGGACUCGGGACGUUUGCAAAUCCGCUCGCAUUCCAUACCGAACGGCGUGCUGGCCAGUGAACUGGAGCCGCUCAACAACAAUCACAAUCACACGCACAGCAAACACGGCGCCUCGUUCACAAUGGGCGGACACAACAUCUCCAUAACGACAACGGCGCCGAGCAUACCCAACCUAACAAGUAUUAAUGAGAGAACCAACUCCGGUAAUUCCAUAAACAGCAGCAACUACAACAGCAAUAACAACAGUCUCAGCACCCUCAAUGUUGGCACCGGCGGCAAUGGGAGCGGGAACGGGAGCGGAAGCGGUAGUGGUGGGGGCGUCACCAUUGUGAGCAGUUCGGGCAAUGGCAGCAAUCGAACGAAACAAUCGAAUCCCCGGCGAUUGAGCAUUAAACAAGAUCAGCUGCCCAUCGAUUCCAUGUGCUGAUAUUAUCUUCACAGCAACUGCGUCCGAUUGUGUUGAGAGUUGUUGCGUUGCGUUCCCCCAAAGACUCUCCACCUUCUCCUCGUCAUCCAUGCGCGAUCUGAUGUGUUGUAUUCUAAGUAUAGGCUCAUAGAAUUCUAAUUACAAAUUUAGUUCUAAAACAAUAUAAUCAUAAUAAUAAUAACAAUUCAGAGCAGAGGGCACAAAACUGCAGCUCUGCGUAGCUGUGACAAACCUAAAAAAAAAAAAAAAAAACAGAACCCUAAAUAAUUGCGCGAACCCUUUAAAAAAAAACAACCGAAUUCAGAGGUCCCAUCCAUUGUUUCCUAUCCCCCAUUGGAUCGCUUCUGGAUUCUGGACUUUUAAUUGAUCGAUAUAUAGUCUAUUUUUUGUUAGUGUUAGCUUUAAUGAAUUUAUUAUACAAAUAAGCAUUGAAUUGAUAUUACAACCCAAGAACGAUAUAUAAAAAAAAAACAAACCACAUAUACAAAUUGAUGAAACCAAAAUGCUGCAACUUCCUUGUACGAUAUUAUGUAAAGCUCAUAAAUGAUUAAUAUUAAAAAUAGUUAUUUAACGUAGUGCAAAAUGAGAAUAACAUGUUGAUGAAUUUUAACGAUAAUUGUUCAAUAUCUCAAUUAAUUACUCACUGAUUAACUAAUUAUACAAAAUGCAUAAAGUCUACAUAACUAUAUUCCAAAUUUUAAAGCAUGCAAAAUGAAUAAUGUGAGAAU
Molecule: messenger RNA, 3638 nt
Organism: Drosophila albomicans
Lineage: Eukaryota; Metazoa; Arthropoda; Insecta; Diptera; Drosophilidae
Gene: Irk1
Product: G protein-activated inward rectifier potassium channel 3
Exons: 5
Coding region: 1240-2910 (556 amino acids)
Biological process (GO): regulation of monoatomic ion transmembrane transport; potassium ion import across plasma membrane
Cellular component (GO): plasma membrane
Molecular function (GO): inward rectifier potassium channel activity
Source: RefSeq, a predicted model, not a curated record